AUGCCGAAGAAGCGUGUAGAAGGCGUCAAAAGCUCGACGAGUGAGGCUUCCGCGUCGAUGAGCAUCGCCGCGACGGUUUUGACCUGCGGGCGUCGCAAAAGAACCAUCGCCACAUCGCCGGUCACCAUUUCUCCCACCGGGCUGCCCAUCGCCAAGAAAUUGAAGAUCCUGGAGGGGCUGAUCACAAAGUCACCAAAGCGCUGGGGCACCCUCAAGGAAUGUACCGAACCUAAAAGGCGAUUCGACAUCUUUUCGCUUGAUGCUUCGACCUUCCAACUGACGCGCCGCGGAGCCGAAUGGGAACCGGAGCGAAAAUAUUUGCUCGCGUAUGGGGAUGUUUACAGCUUCCAACGCCAACUGAAGUACACCGAACGCUCGUUCGAUGGUCACCGUUGCUGCCACGUGCUUCCUGGUGAUGAUCGCAUGAAGCCGGCCCUAGAAGAUCUGUACAUCCUGCUGAACAAUGCCACGUUUGAGCAGUUCGGGUUCGGGCCCGGCUGGCUGGUGCCCGACGCCGAGAAGUACGAGAAGGCGCCCUACAUCCGCACUCACAACGCCCUUCUCGCCAUCAAGGGCCCGAAAGCAGAACUGUGUCGCCAAAUAGCCGGGACGAAGCCCUACUGUGUGGCCGUCCACUCCAACUCGGGCGAGGCUGGUGGUGAACUCCGUUCUACGAUUAACGAUGUGGUGAUGCUGAUGCCGGACUUGAAGAAGCUGUGGAUCCACCUUGGCCGUGAGAUCUGCGAGUCCGACUGCCUCGUCGACGUGAAGAUGCCCAUCAUCGUUGUCUACAUGGCGCUGAUGAAAACAGUGCCCACCGAGUCCGUGUCGUACAAGAAAUACGAGCCCGACGCCGGCCUGCUCGCGCAAUUCAGCCACACGCUCGUCCCCACGCUGCAGACGAUCAUUACGCAAUGGGAGAAGCGAGAGCGCGAAAUUGACUACGUGGUGGUGAACACGCAGCAGCCGGCUUUCGGACGUCGCUGCCAUUGGCGGGACCUUGACAAAGGCUUCGACGAUCUGCCGGUACAGUUGUGCGAGGGUCGCCACGAUGUUCACCACCUUUAUGGCGAUGACAGACUCUGUAUGAUCCGUCGCGAGCCCUUCAGCGAUGAGGGCCUGUUCAUCACUAUCAGUGGGGACAGCAUCCUGCUGUUCACCUGCGGCUACAACUCGCGAAGGCAUCGAAGCUGGCAGCAGUGCUGCGAUUUCAUCAGGGCUGCCGAUGAGGCGUCGCUCAGGAUGGGAAAGGCAAUGAAGCCGGGAGCCGACAACGGGAUUGUGGCAGCGCCCGAGGUGAUGAAGUACCGUGGCGAGACGGUCGUACAGGAAUGGGUCAACUCGGAAAAGUACAACGAGCUGUCGACCCGCGAGGGGCUUGCCGAUUACAUGGUCUACGGCUGGUACCCCUACUACUACCACAUCAUCGGAUGGCCAUACCCGCCACACGAGGUUGGAUUUCGACCCGACCCGAUCAUGUGCGCCUACGCCGACCUGUCCGAGAAG
Mesorhabditis spiculigera is the source of this 1506-nucleotide messenger RNA. The record is from the annotation of a GenBank genome assembly. NCBI's taxonomy places the organism in Eukaryota, Metazoa, Nematoda, Chromadorea, Rhabditida, Rhabditidae.